AGGGUUGUGGGAGCUAUUAUAGAAGUGCUUGGCUAAGUAAGGGGCUUGUGUGGGUUAAUUAGAGAACAUCUUUGGACUUUAGCUGCAAAAAAUGUCAGACCAACAAUGACUUCUAAAAGUCAAGAAAGCAUUCCAGCUCCUGAGACUAAAGAAGAAGUACAGCAGGAUGUCCUCAAGAGAGCUACCAGUCUGCCUCUGGUAAGCUCCACCUAUGAUCUGGCUGCCUCCGCUUAUGCCUCAACCAAAGAGAACCACCCCUAUGUGAAAGCUGUUCUGGAUUUGGCCGAGAAAGGUGUGAAGCAUGUCUCUGAUAUUGCUGUGAGCGGUGCCCAGCCUCUUCUCAAUAAGCUUGAACCACAGGUUGCAGCAGCAAGCCACUAUGCCUCAAAGGGCUUGGACAAGCUAGAGGAGAAGCUUCCCAUCCUUCAUCAGACAGCUGACCAGGUUAGUUCUGAUACGCAAGACUGGUGUCGUCGAAAGUAG
Molecule: messenger RNA, 483 nt
Organism: Lacerta agilis (Sand lizard)
Lineage: Eukaryota; Metazoa; Chordata; Lepidosauria; Squamata; Lacertidae
Product: perilipin-3-like
Exons: 5
Coding region: 106-483 (125 amino acids)
Biological process (GO): positive regulation of triglyceride storage; lipid storage
Cellular component (GO): cytosol; lipid droplet
Source: RefSeq, a predicted model, not a curated record